Molecule: messenger RNA, 3227 nt
Organism: Mugil cephalus (flathead mullet)
Lineage: Eukaryota; Metazoa; Chordata; Actinopteri; Mugiliformes; Mugilidae
Gene: serinc5
Product: serine incorporator 5
Exons: 12
Coding region: 166-1533 (455 amino acids)
Cellular component (GO): membrane
Source: RefSeq, a predicted model, not a curated record
GAGAGAGAGAGAGAGAGGAGGCCGGGCAGUCAUCGAGGCAGUUUGAGGAGGAGGAGGAGAGACGCGCUGUUGUCCGCGUUGCUCACACACACAAAAAAAAUAAUAAUAAGAUACACAAACCCUCCGGUCUUUUACUCUGAAACGGAUUUUAUUCACUUUGCAGACAUGUGUACUCCCUGUUGUAUCUCGCAGCUGGCCUGCUGCUGUGGAUCGGCGGCCUGCUCUUGCUGCUGUAACUGCUGCCCGAAGAUCAAACAGUCCACGGGGACCCGGUUCAUGUACGCCUUCUACUUCCUGUUGGUCACCGUCAUCUGUGUCAUCAUGAUGUCCCCCACUGUGGAGCAGGCGCUGAGAGAUAAUGUCCCCUACUACAGCGAAUUGUGCGAGAGGAUGAAUGCAGGCGAAAACUGCAAAACUCUGGUCGGUUACGCUGCCGUCUACAAGGUUUGCUUCGGAAUGGCCUGCUUCUUCCUGUUCUUCAUUUUCUUCACCCUACGAAUCCACAACAGCACUGGCUGCAGGGCGGCCAUACACAACGGAUUCUGGUUGCUGAAGUUUAUCGUGCUGGCCGCCUGCUGCGCUGGGGGCUUCUUCAUUCCCAACGAGGAAACCUUUCUGGAAGUCUGGCGCUACAUAGCGGCCAUUGGCGGCUUCUUUUUCGUGCUGAUCCAGCUCAUGCUGUUGGUGGAGUUCGCACACAGAUGGAACACAAAUUGGAGUUCAGGAGUGAAGUACAAUCGGCUGUGGUACGCUGCUCUGGCCUUCGUCACCCUGGUUCUGUUCAGCGUUGCAGUGGGAGCCGUGGUCUUCAUGGGUCUGUUCUACACGCACCCCGAGGCCUGUUUACUUAACAAGAUUUUCCUGGGUAUCAAUGGCAGCCUCUGCCUGAUUGUUUCCCUGUUGGCCAUCUCCCCGUGCAUACAGAAAUUGCAGCCCACAUCAGGCCUGUUGCAGCCAGGGGUCAUCAGUGUGUACGUCAUGUACCUCACCUUCUCAGCCUUCUCCAGCAAGCCAAAAGAAAUGGUGGCGAACAAAACCGUUUGCGUGUUUCCCAUCAACUCCGAGUCCGAAAACGAUAAGCAGAUCGUCACCAUCAUAGGAACCAUCAUCCUGUUCGCCUGUAUCCUCUACUCUUGCUUGACGUCCACCACUAGACGAAGCUCUGCAGCGCUCAGAGUGUGUAGGAACAGUGAGCCAGAGACCGAGAGAGCUCGCUGCUGUUUCUGCUUUGGAGAUGACAAAGAUGACUAUGAUGAAGACAACUCGGGCUCCGGCCAGAACGUGCUGUAUGACGAGAGGGAGGGAACCAUCUAUAACUACUCCUACUUCCACUUUGUCUUCUUCCUGGGCUCCCUGUACGUCAUGAUGACCGUCACCAACUGGUUUCAUUUCGACGACCAUAAGAUUGAGAAGCUGAUGGAGGGCAGCUGGUCAGUGUUCUGGAUCAAGAUGGUGUCAUGCUGGGUCUGCCUCAUCCUCUACAUGUGGACCCUCGUCGCUCCCAUGGUGUGCCCGAAGCGCUUUAUAGCCUAGGUCACUCAUCACUCCACCCCCCCACAGGGUCAGGCUGAUCUGUCUGUCUCCUGGGAUGUGGCCAGGUAGAAGUUCCCAUGCGGGGCCAAGGGACCACCAAACACCCCCCUCCCCCACCACCCUUACCUUGAUACACAACCCUACACUACCCUCAGCGUUCGUAAAGGAGGAUUCUCUGUUGCCUUUUGUUUUAUAUGCUAGUGUUUAUUUCUUUGUUUUUAAAAUGUUAAGCUGUUAAUACCUUGAUGUUUUUUUUUUUUUUAAUUCUUUUACUACCACUGACUCUUGGAGUUUUGUACUACUUACAGGUCUGAAUUUAGAUGACGACUCAUGGGAGUUGAGUUACAUUUGCAAACAUUCAGCCACUGUAGAUAACCUGAAAAUUUCAGACUUGUGUUUUGUAAGUGUUUUCUGUUUCGUGUUUUCCUCUGAUCCUCGCUUUUGCUGUCAACCAGCCAGCCAUUUCUGUUCUGUACAGUCAAACCAUAAUGUUGUAGCAAGGUUUUGGGACAAAUAUAUUUCAGGCUCAAGAAGAAAUUGUAUUUAUUAAAGUGUGAAUUAAGGAAUCAAAGAAGUAAUGUGUUGUGAAUUGAAUUAGCUUUGUCCCUGUUGAAGAAUGCAUCUCUCAGGCUCACGUUUAAGCUGUAUAUGUUGAUGCUUUGUUAUAUUGCGCCCUUUUGUAGAAGUUUUCUAUGCAACAGAACAGUUUUCAAUAUUAGUACAGCCAGUGUUGUGGAGUUUCCAUUUAGAUCGCGAGGAUACAGUCGGAGGUUUUAUUAAUGUUUGCGCUCCCUUUGAGCCAAAUCUUUUUCUUAGGAAAACCCACGUCAUUCAUACAUCUCCAGCCAUUGUUGUACAGGGCAGCACUCUUCAAAUCAACCUGCCUUAUGUAAGAGUGACCUUGGUGAAGUGCCACCUCUAUGGAAGAGCUGCAGUGACGCAGAUAUGGAACAUUUGCCAAAGGUAGAUGUCAGAAAACCAGAAACUACUCAGAUUGUUUCGUCUGUUACAGAAAAAGAUAUAUGUGAGAACAGUAUAUAUACAUGCAUGCACACACAGACUCGUAAACCAGCUGUUUUCUGGAGAGUUUUAAAUACUUUUUGCCUUUUUUUUAGUUACAUGCCAGUGCUUCAUGGUGGUAAUAAGUGAGUUACUCAACACUGGAUGUUGAGUUCUCUGGAUAAUUAAAAUUCACAUAUAUUCAAGCCAUCGUCAGUCUGUUACUGUAACAUCAUGUUGUAUAAUAUAUAUAUAUAUAUAUAUGUUGCACAUGCAAUUCAUUCAUUUCGAUCCUCGUUCAACCCAUUUUCUGUUUCUGUCUAGUUGCAUUCCUGAAUGUGUUGUAUAUUAACACAUAAAUUUACAUUUUGGCUGAAGAAAUUUUAAGUUGAGUUUUGCUUUAUUAAACCUGCAAAUCCUGUUUCGUGACUUAGCUUUUUUGGAAACUUUUCUGCAUUUUCAUUAUUGGUAUGAAUGUAGAAAAUCAAUGGUGCUCAGCAGCUUGGAUAUCAAACAUUUAAAAUGAAUGAAUAAAUACAUGAGAAUCAGAUAGCAGGACCCACUGUGAAGUCUGUAUACUACAAUAACCUGUAGAAGGACAUUUUGAUCAAGCUGUAUGUUUGAAAUUCAAAGAUGUAGAUGCCAUGCACUUCGUACUGCUCACAUUCUUUCAAUAAAGCAUUAAUUGAACGCCA